AUUGGCUCUAAGGUACUUCCUCUGGUUUAGGAAGGCAAAGCCCUAGAUAAAAAUGACAAGAUGAUCAUUCCAAAAGUUAUGGAUAUUAAUGAAGGCUCCGAUGAAGACCAGCUUACGAGUUAUGAUAUGCAGCUCAGUAUUCAAGAAUCAAUUGAAGCCAGCAAGACUGUAUUUUAUCCUGAAAGAUUUGUGGUCAAAACCCUAAGUGAUGAAAACAGAAAACUUGUGGAGGCCAUAAGGCAAGGUCACAUUCUUGAGCUCCAGGAAUAUGUGAAAUACAAAUAUACACUGGAUGAAGCUGAUGAGAAAGGAUGGUUUCCAUUACAUGAAGCUGUUGUUCAACCCAUUCAGCAAAUACUUGAGAUUGUUCUGGAUGCAUCCCAUGAGACACUCUGGGAAUUCAAAACACCUGCUGGAGAAACACCCUUGACUUUGGCAAUCAAAGCAGGUCUGGCACAAAAUGUGAGAACUUUACUAGAAAAGGGAGUCUGUGCAAACACCAAAAAUGACAAAGGAGAGACACCCCUUCUGAUUGCUGUGAGAAAGGGCUCCUAUGAUAUGGUGUCUGCUCUGAUUAAACACAACACUAAUCUUGACCAGCCCUGUGUCAAGCGAUGGUCAGCAAUGCAUGAAGGAGCCAAACAAGGCCGCAAAGACAUCAUUGCUCUGCUGCUAAGCCAUGGAGGUAAUGUCCAUGUGAAGGAUGGAUUUGGAGUCACACCACUGGGUGUAGCCGCUGAGUAUGGUCACUGUGAUGUGUUGGAACACCUCAUUCACAAAGGAGGUGAUGUGUUUGCUUUGGCUGAUGAUGGAGCGUCUGUGCUGUUUGAGGCAGCAGGAGGGGGCAAUCCUGAUUGCAUUUCGCUCUUGCUAGAAUAUGGGGGAAGUGGAAAUGUACCUAACAGAGCAGGACACCUUCCUAUACACCGAGCUGCUUAUGAAGGACAUUAUCUUGCCCUGAAAUAUCUUAUUCCGGUAACAUCUAUAAAUGCAAUCCAGAAGAGUGGGCUAACACCGGUCCACUCAGCAGCUGAUGGACAAAAUGUUCAGUGCCUCCAACUGCUCAUUGAAAAUGGCUUUGAUGUCAAUGUCCUGCUUGCUGACCACAUUUCUGAGAACUAUGAUGAUAACAGAAAGACUGCACUAUAUUUUGCUGUUUCAAAUAAUGAUAUCCAAUGCACAGAAGUUCUUCUGACUGCAGGUGCAGACCCAAACCUAGAUCCCCUCAAUUGUCUACUUGUGGCAGUAAGAGCCAAUAAUCACGAAAUUGUCCGGCUGCUUCUUUCCCAUGGAGCUAAUGUCAACUGUUAUUUUAUGCAUGUGAAUGACACUCGUUUUCCCAGUGCCAUUCAGUAUGCCCUAAGUGAUGAGGUAAUGAUGAGACUGUUGCUGAAUAAUGGCUAUAAAGUGGAGAUGUGCUUUGAUUGCAUGCAUGGUGACAUCUUUGGAAAUACGUUUGUCUGGUCAGAGAUAGAAGAAGAGGAAUUGCCUGGAUGGACAUCUUGUAUAAUAAAAGAUAAUCCGUUUUGUGAGUUUAUUACAGUUCCUUGGAUGAAGCAUUUGGUAGGCAGCGUUAUUCGUAUUUUAAUAGAUUACAUGGAUUAUGUCCCUCUAUGUGCGAAACUGAAAUCUGCUCUUGAAGUACAGAAAGAAUGGCCAGAAAUUCGUCAGAUACUAGAGAAUCCUCGUUCACUGAAGCAUUUGUGUCGAUUAAAAAUUCGAAGAUGUCUGGGGCUUCAGCAACUCUGCCAACCAGCCUCAAUGGAGAAACUUCCUCUACCACCAAUUAUUCAAAGAUAUCUCUUAUUUAAAGAGUAUGACCUCUAUGGACAAGGGCUAAAACUGGCAUAAUAUUUAAAAUGUCAUUUUAAAAUAUCUUAAAAUGAGAUUUCCUUGGAGAAUUGCUUGGCUUGUCAAUCAUACUACAUUCUUAAAUGUAUUUGAAUACAUUGGGAGUGUUAUAACUAGAUUAUGGAAACACUAUCAAAAGAUAAUGUUUAUAUUAUAUAGCACAGUGGGUAGGGCAUUUGCCUUGCACCCAGCCAACCAGGGUUCAAUUCCUCUGCCCUCUCGGAGAGCCCAGCAAGCUACCAAGAGUAUUGCUUACAUGGCAAAGCCUGGCAAGCUACCCAUGACGUAUUCGAUAUGCCAAACACAGUAACAACAAGUCUCACAAUGGAGAUGUUACUGGACCCACUGGAGCAAAUCGAUGAACAACGGGAGGACAGUGACAGUGACAGUACAUUAAUUAUAUUAUAAAUAUUUUAAAGAUUUUACCUUUUAAAGAUUUCUAUAUUAUAAUCUUUUAUGUUAUUUUCCAAUAUUUAUUUGAAUUUCAAUUGAUUAUCUGCACUUGCAACAAGUCUUUCAACAAUCUCUGUAGUAUCAAUGAGCAAGCCUGUCCUAUUUCUCCUUCUUUCUUUCUUAAAAAUCAAAAAAGGUAGGGCUUCCUCCUGACAAGGCUCAGGGGACCAUAUCGGAUGCCAGGGAUUGAACCCAGGUCAGCUGGUACUAGACAAAUGACCUGUCCACUGUACUCUAUCCCUCUCUGACCCCAAGACUCUCCUAUUUUCAUAAAACAAAAAGCCUCUUUCUCAAAUCUCUCUUUCCAACCAGUUGCUGGCUCAUUCCUCUCCUUUCCUUUUUCGUCACAUUAAGCAAAAGAACUUCCUGCCUGGUGAUUUACAUGCUGUGACCUGACUUCCUUCUCCACUGCCCUUCUCAGAGUCCUUAACCCUCCUUGUUGCUAAUUUCAUUUUUUUCUUUCAAACGAUUCCUGCAACCCUUGACACCAUUGCCUACUCUCUCCGGGAAAUGAUCUUCCCUUAAUUUGUGUAAAACCUUUCUCUCUUAGAUCUUCUCCUACCUCCCUGUCUUCCUCUGGCUUCUUUUGGUAUUGCUUAUCUCCUGCCAACCCUUUCCAAAAAUAUCCUAGGCCCACUUUUCUUCUUAAAUAUAUUACAUUUGUGGGGAUGAGGGGGAGUUCAUCCAUUUCUAUGAUUUUGAUUACUAUGUCUGUAUAAAAUUUUUAUCUGAAUAUAAAAUAAAAAUUUUAUCUGGAUAUAAAAUAAAUAAAUAAUAAAAAUAAUAAUAUAAAAAAUAAAAAUAUAAAAAAAUUUUAUCUGGAUAUAAAAUUUUUAUCUGAAGAACAGUUCUUUCUCUUAUGUGCUCGACCCCAUGUAGCCAGUUUGCCCAAUCGAUCUUUAAUCACAAAGAUAGAUGCCCAAAUGAGCUCACUUCCUUUCCCCACAGAAGAAUUCUUUUCUUAUAUUCUGUAGCUCCAUAACACAGUUACUAAUUUUGUUUUCUGAGACAAAAACCUGGACACCAGCCUUGACUGAAAGCUAUUUUUUCCUUGCCCAUUGUAACACAUCACCAAGUUCUGGUAAGGUUAUCUCCUGCAGUAAUCUUUUCUAAAGCCUCACUGAUUCAGCCCUAAUUUCAGGUGUGAUCUCCUUUUUCCUGGCUAAGCACUGAGUACUACCAUGCUGCCUAAUUGGCCUACCUCCCUGAUGUCUUGUGCCACCAAACGUGCAUUCUACAUACAUCAUCCCAAGGUUGAUCUUUUACAAGUGUAAGUGCAAUUUCACUUCUCUGAUUUACAAUCAUUUACAUGACUCAGGAUAAAGUCCUUAUUUUUUGCAUGGCCCUUCAUGGUCUAUCUUCUUGCUUUUCUCUUCAGCUUACUCACUUGCUGUCCCUCUUCCCACUCACCCUUAAUCAUAUUAAACAACACUAAGUAGUUUAUUAAUUUCUUCAGCGGGAAUUCCCAUAUAUUUAGAUUUCAUGUGACCUUCUGCACUAACGAAGCACCUCAGAUUUUUAGAUUUUACAGCCUAUCAACCAUAGGAAUAUGUAGAAAACAUUAGUGUCAUUAACAUUGGAUAAAAAAGAGGCUGAUUCAGUGCCAGAAAAGAUGACCUUAAACUGAACUAUUAAUAUGGAACCGUUUUGGCUUUGAAACAUUUGGUGCACUGUCUUAAUUUCCACACUAGGAAAUGGGUAAAAAGAAAUCAUUUUUUGUUCAACAAUUCUCUGAGGUGUCCUUUCAUUUGAAAUCACUGCUGUAAAGUCGACUAUGUUCUCUUUCACCCCAGGGUCUUUGCAUUGCUCCCCACAACCUCUUUCUGAAAUCUGUUCUCUCUCCUCCUUACACUUUUCAUCAGAUCAACCACACUCCUACAAAUGUCAGCUUAAAUGUUGCCUGCCUCCUGGCACCCAUGUUGUAUUCUAGGCGUCUGUGUUCUCAUUUUUCUGCUGCACCCAGCUGUAAUUUUUGAGUGACUGCAGUUUUUUCAAUAGUAAGAUCUCACUGUUUUGUAAAUUUUCAGUUACCUCUAAAACACUAACACAUUGGCACCAGUGCUGCAACUUGUGUUAGUUAAACCACUUUCAAGUAAGAGCCACCAAUAGUACAUGCUGGCUUCAAUGUGCUGAUAAGCAAGAAAACGCUUUACAAUUAGAGCUAUAGUGUAACCUCUUAUGACCUCUGGAUAGUAUACAUUUUAUAUUUAUUAAACUUUAAUGAACUUAACUUGAACCACAAUGUUUAUGUAUAAAAUUUCUUGAUUGCUCUAUGUUUAUAAAUAUCCUAUCAGUUAAUUAAUACUAAUCUAAAAUUAAAAAAUAGUAAUGACAAUGUAAAACUGCUCUGUUACUUCUGAUGUUAAGUGAAUUAGAACUUUGCCUUUCCUUCAAGUGUUCAUGUGAACAUUCCGAGAUAUUUUGGAUACUAAAUAAACUUUA
Sorex fumeus (smoky shrew) is the source of this 4746-nucleotide messenger RNA. RefSeq names its product ankyrin repeat and SOCS box containing 15 (gene ASB15). Bases 61 to 1851 code for a protein of 596 amino acids. The transcript is spliced from 10 exons. Gene Ontology annotation, molecular function: protein binding. Gene Ontology annotation, cellular component: cytoplasm. Gene Ontology annotation, biological process: intracellular signal transduction. The record is from RefSeq and is a predicted model, not a curated record. NCBI's taxonomy places the organism in Eukaryota, Metazoa, Chordata, Mammalia, Eulipotyphla, Soricidae.